GCCGUUUCUAAGACACGCUUCGCUCGCGAUCAACACAUACUAAUGAUAACUGUGUUACGACAGUAUGGACGACUCCUCCGGAACCAAAGCAGCAAUUACAUUGGCUUUAAUCGCUGAAUAUUUCUAUUAUAUUCUGACGUAGCUACAUGGAAUGACGACAGGGUAAAUCUCACUUCAGAGAAACUACAUUUGCAGCUGUCAUUGUGUACAGGUUGAGCUGUCACGGGAAUCUUUCAACUCAGAUGGGUCAGGCACUGUGGAGGCUCCCACCCAGACAACAGCAGCAGCUUCAAGAAGAACUUGUCGGCCGGCUUUCUAACACGGGGGGAGCAAGGCGAGAGCAAGGGAGGGAUGAGCGGCCACUGAGAAGAGUUCCACAGCAUUGUUAUGGCCCUGACAUAUACCAUUUGCUGAAAACACGCAGAGGAGGUAAAGAGCAACAUGGUUUUAUAGAUUUGGAGAUGCUCCCACCAGAGUUAGGCAUAACCAUACUGUCAUACCUGAAUGCCACUGAUCUGUGUCUGGCCGGGUGCGUGUGGCAGGACCUGGGAAAUGAUGAAUACCUCUGGCAGGGGCUCUGUAAGUCCACAUGGGGUCACUGCUCCAUCUACAACAGAAGGCUGCCUGCUGGUUUCUCAUAUAGAAGACUAUAUCUACAGCUAGAUGAAGGCAGCCUCACAUUCAACGCAAACCCGCAGGAGGGUAUCGGUUAUUUCAUGUCCAAGGGCAUACUCGUGGAUCACCCCACGGAGCUGGCCAAGUUCAUCUUCUACACCCGACGGCUAAACUGGAAGAUGCUGAGGAUUUACCUGGAUGAGAGGCGGGAUGUUUUGGAUGAGCUGGUGACCCUCCAUAACUUCAGCAAUCAGUUCUUACCAAAUGCUCUGAGGGAUUUCUUCAGACACAUUCACGCGCCGGAGGAGAGAGGAGAGUAUCUGGAAACGCUCAUCACCAAAUUUAGCCACCGGUUUUGUACCUGCAACCCUGGGCUCGUGCGUGAGCUGGGUCUCAGCCCCGACGCCGUGUACGUGCUGUGCUACAGUCUGAUCCUGCUGUCCAUCGAUCUAACCAGUCCUCACGUCAAAAACAAAAUGUCAAAGAGGGAGUUCAUCAGGAACACUCGCAGAGCGGCGCAUAACGUCUCGGAUGAUUUUGUGGGUCAUCUUUACGACAACAUAUACCUGAUCGGACACGUGGCGGCGUAGCUCCAUGAACCCCCCCCCCCCCCCCCCGCCGCAAUGCGACUCUGAAAUGUUAUGGAAAAUUGUGAAGAAAAAAACCUUUUGAGAAGCAUAACAACAACGGACUUUGUAGAUGAUUUAGCACGGCAACGUGGGAGAGACUACGCUACCGAAUGUUUUUAGAUUGAUUUUUAAAAUAUGUACACAUACGAAGGCAGCGGAGGAUGCUUUAAAUUGAAACUAUAAAGACGAGCUCUGGUACUGCACUGACGCCUAGUACUACUAAAGCCGCGGAAGGACGAGUCCACAGACUGUCAGACACGGGGGACGGUCUUUCCUUUUCAAUGCUGACUGCUUCCUAAAAGGACGAUUGAGAAUAUAACUCACUAAUAUGACUUAGUACAAGCGGGUAUGAUGGGAUCAGUUGUCCUUAGGUUGGUACUGGAAUGAUGACAUCACAGUAUAUACAGUAGGGAAAGUAUUUGAUCCCUGCAGAUUUUGUAGGGUACAUUUUUAUGGUAGGUUUAUUAUAAUAAAGCGACAGAAUGUAAAAAAAAACAACUUUAUUACAUUAUAAAUGAAUAUGAAUUUGAUUGGCGGCACGGCGGUCUGGUGGUUAGUGCGCAGACCUCACAGCUAGGAGACCAGGGUUCGGUCCCCGCCCUCGGCCAUCUCUGUGUGGAGUUUGCAUGUUCUCCCCGUGCAUGCGUGGGUUUUCUCCGGGUACUCCGGUUUCCUCCCACAUUCCAAAAACAUGCUAGGUUAAUUAGCGACUCCAAAUUGUCCAUAGGUAUGAAUGUGAGUGUGAAUGGUUGUUUGUCUAUAUGUGCCCUGUGAUUGGCUGGCGACCAGUCCAGGGUGUACCCCGCCUCUCGCCCGAAGACAGCUGGGAUAGGCUCCAGCACCCCCCGCGACCCUCGUGAGGAAAAAGCGGUAGAAAAUGAAUGAAUGAAUGAAUGAAUGAAUUUGAUUGACGGGACUAAGUAUUUGAUCCCGUAUCAACCAGCAAGCAUUCUGACACAUGACAUUAUAUGGUAUGUCCAUGAAGUACAUAAUUAGUACUGUCCCGUUUGGAAAGUACCCCUAAUGUCAACUCAUUAUGCGGAUAAAGGACACCUUUUCCAUUCAAAGAGGAAAAAAAAAGACCUCAGUGACAUGAUCAUCCACCUGCACACGCCUGGAACGGAGUACAAGAACAUCAGCCAGAAGCUUGUUGAGAAGAUCUGAAUGACUCAGACAAGACUUGGGAGAAUGUGUUGUGGUUACGUGAGACCAAAGUUGACCCCUUUGGCAUCAAGUGGACUGGAGGCAGCAAAAUGGUGAAUAUGAGCCCCGCAACGCCGUGAAACAUUCUGCUUCGGAGAUGUUUCCUCAGCCAAAAUCCCUCCUGGGAUGCGUGCAAGCCAAACAACCACAACAAACAUCUGACCUCUCUUCUUCCAAGUUCUCGUUGAUGUUUAUUUCAUGUUUUGGACCGUGCACGAUCCCUUAAGAAAUCAACACUUCUACUCUGUUGGAAUUCAUGUUCCGCCUCCAUGAACCACAGCUUGGCAGCACUCGUGCCUCUACCACCGUCAUGUUUGAUUGUAGGCAAGACACGGAAGAGAAAUGAUGGAUUUGCACUCAACUAUUCUGCCAUACAAGCUGUACACUGACUAAGUGUUCACUUUGUACUCACUAGUACGCGCGAGUACACGUUUUGAAGAAAUUUGAACUUGGGUGAGUUCCACAACGUAGCCUUUUAGUCGCUGCACUGACAAAUUUAGAUAAUAGGCUGCACGUUGUCCUAGUGGUGAGCAUGUUGGCCUCAACGUCGGGACAUCGGGGGUUCAGAUAGCAGUGUGUGUGGGGGGGGUUCUCCUACAUCCGUAUGGUUAUCUGUAUAGUUGCAUAUACAGGCUCAUUUUGGGUUCUAGAUGGGAGUUUUACCUUGACGUGUUGCGACUGUCACUCGCAGGCUUCCUCAGAAAUGUCACCCGCUGUUGCUGGUCAGGUGAUAAUUGAAACCCGUCAAGGUAAAUUCCAUGUAAUGUAAUUUAAAAAUAAUGUCUGAUUCUAAAAUCCAGUCCAGGGUUUACCUCAGCUCACUUUUAUGAAUAUGUAUAGAAAAUGAAUGUAUAGAUGGGAUUUUGUUCAUUACUACAACAACCUACAGAGGGAAAAUCGGGAACAAGCUAUUAAUAUAGUAUAUAUUGAAGCACUGAAUACAAGGAAAGCAUAGAUUCAUAAUGGACAAAGUGUAAUAAUACACGUUGACAGAUGUAAAGCUACUUGAUCAUGAAGGCUUUUAUUACUUCCAACCGUUGGAUGACAGUUGUAUGAGGCUCUGGUCCAUAAUAUACAUCAUAAAAUAACCCUGAAUUCAGCCUCUGAAUUAAUUUUUAAAAUAGCAAUUUCUGUAAUCCGGUUCCAUGACAGACUUUGCACCUUGAAUGUUAACUAACACCUUUGUUAGGGCAACACUACAUUGGAAAGUAUUUUAUUUCUAUACAUAACAAAUAUAUAUAUUGAUCGUUUCAAGCCCAGAUAUGGUUUGGAAGACCCUUCAUAAGAAUUAGGACUUUUUAAUAGCAAAUUAAUGUAGAUCGGGAGUGUCCAAACCUUUUCCAGAGAGGGUCACAUACUGAACAAUUUAAAGAUGCCGGGUGCCAUUUUGAUAUUUGUUGUAGUUAUAUUUCAUGGAAAAAAAAAACAGGUAUCAUUUUAUGUAGUUUAUUUUUCUCAUUACUGUUGUGUGUGGGGUUUUUAUUUGGUUAUUGCAUAUUUAGAAUAUACCAAGGGCCAAUUAAAAAAAAAAAUUGGACACCCGUGACAUUUAACAUGAGGCAACCAGUGAAUUAUUAAUGAAUGUUUUAUUGACACUAAAGAUUGAUUUUUGAAAUGACCAUUUCUUCAUUGUCUACCUUCAUCAUUUGCUUGUAAAUUCAUUCAUUUUGUCACUUUGUCACACGGAUGAAGGAUAGCGUAGUUUCCUUGGUGUUUUGAAUGCUUUGUAAGUGGAUUUCAUCACCGAUGCUUAACGUAUUAAAAGUUUGCUACCAUGUUUGGCCGAGACAUGUAGCUAUGAAGAAACUGUGGUGGAAAGAACUUGUUGAUUUUUUAAACUAGAAAAAUGCAUGCACUGUGAAUGGACCAGCAGAUAAGUUGCAAAUGGCCCUGAGGCCAGAUUUUGGACACCCCUGACGUAGUCGAGAAUACAAACCAAUACAACACUUGGCUGCUUCUUUUCAAUUCUAAAGAUAUAAAAACAGAAACAAGAGGCAGCUAAGAAUGAUCUAAUAAAAAGGCCAACAACGCUCCAGUUCCAUAAUGUGACCUGCAUAUUAAUAUUAACCAAGCUACAAUGACAUUAUUAUUAUUAUUAUUAUUAUUACACUGAAGAACUACGUUAGUGGCAUAGUGACACCUUGCCACAUCACACCGGCUAGCUGAAGAUAAUGAGUUGACGCUAGGCGUGGUUACUAAAACUAUUGUCAUUUUGUGUAGCAUAUUGUAAAAUGUUACCAAACCAUAAACUUUGUUGGAGGUGUUUUAAUAGCAGGCCACUUUUUAACUGUUUUUAUAGCUUUAGAAGAGAAAAAGACACAAAUGUUCAUGUCUCACAAAAGGAUGAUGGGCUAAAUUCCACAAAAAGUGCAGUUUUCCUUUAAAUAUAUAAAGAAAAAGUACAAGUAAAAAGUAAAAGUGUUCAAGAAGAGUCAAUAUAAAUACAAUAUAAAUAUAAAUAUAUCAAUAUAAUAUACAAAAUAUGGACAAUAUCGGCAAAAAAGCCAAUAUCGGACAUUUCUAUAAAAUACUAUACAGUCCUUUGACUUAUCCUCGUUUAACUCACAACAUAACGAGUUAAACGUGAAAGUUAAAAUUAUUAAACUAAAUUAUUUACAAAAAGACUGAUGUCAUAUACACUGUAAAAAAUGAAACAAAAGCACAAUCUAUAAAAAAAAGUAAAAUAAAUUAAUAAAAAAAUAAAAAUUAAUAAAAUAAAUAAAACUUAAAUUAUAUUGGGAAAGCAGGAAGUGAACAAAUGUAAGAGUUAGUGAUUACCAGAUGGAGGGUUAGGAUUUAAUAAGCUUUGCUUCUUCCUACUCCUUUGGACAUGUAAUCUAAUUGUAAUCUGAUGCAUGUUCAAAUGAAAUAAAACCAUUACCAUUACCAUUACCAUUACCAUUACCAUUACCAUUACCAUAUUUAUAAAAUAGAAAAGCAUUGUGAACUGCAGCAUUGUCGUGUUGAAAAUAACAAUCUUUACCGCACAGAUGGGGGCUUUCAGUCAUGAGGGAUGUCCCCUGCAACCUCUCCACAUAACCUUCUGCCGUUUGACGCCCCUGCACAACCUGAAGCUCCAUUGUUGCAAGGGAAACGCACCCCAAAUCUGUGCCUUGUGGGAUCUCCUUGUCAUGCCAGUAACCUUGGAAGCCAUCAGGACCGUCAAGCUU
Messenger RNA from Doryrhamphus excisus (bluestripe pipefish), 5617 nucleotides. It is a transcript of the gene fbxo8, whose product is annotated as F-box protein 8. The record is from RefSeq and is a predicted model, not a curated record. NCBI's taxonomy places the organism in Eukaryota, Metazoa, Chordata, Actinopteri, Syngnathiformes, Syngnathidae. Gene Ontology annotation, molecular function: protein binding; guanyl-nucleotide exchange factor activity. Gene Ontology annotation, biological process: regulation of ARF protein signal transduction.